Messenger RNA from Salarias fasciatus (jewelled blenny), 1425 nucleotides. Its product is annotated as NF-kappa-B inhibitor alpha-like. The transcript is spliced from 6 exons. The record is from RefSeq and is a predicted model, not a curated record. The coding region runs from base 60 to 1025 and encodes 321 amino acids. NCBI's taxonomy places the organism in Eukaryota, Metazoa, Chordata, Actinopteri, Blenniiformes, Blenniidae. Gene Ontology annotation, molecular function: NF-kappaB binding. Gene Ontology annotation, biological process: cellular response to tumor necrosis factor; toll-like receptor 4 signaling pathway. Gene Ontology annotation, cellular component: cytosol.
CUCUCAGCUCCGUCUGGAUACAACCGAGCGCACCUCAUCUCCGAGCACCGGGACUCCUCAUGGACCUGCACCGGACCAGUAUAUUAAACCAAAUGGAUUACGGCCGGGAGGCUAAUAAAGACGGGAAGGCGGUCCAGCCGACGGACGAGCGGCUGGACAGCGGUUUGGACUCGCUCAAGGAGGAGGAGUACCAGGCUGUGGCCGCCGAGAUCCUCCGGCUCCAGCUGGAGAGCGAGCCGCCGCGGCGCACACAAGCCGGGGCCGCGGCCGGGGAGCUGCACGACUGGCAGACCCAGACCACGGAGGAGGGAGACACUUUGCUUCACUUGGCCAUCAUCCAUGAGGCGAAGGACUACAUCAAACAAAUGAUCGAGCUGUCUAGGAACACAGACUUCCUCAACACACAGAACGACCUGAGACAGACUCCUUUGCAUUUAGCCGUGAUCACGAACCAGCCGGACGUGUGUCACUGUCUCCUGGCGUCUGGCUGCGACCCCACGCUGGUGGACAACAGCGGGGACACGCCUCUGCACAUCGCCUGUCGCCACGGGAACCUGCGCUGCUUCAGCGUCCUCACACAGAGCUGCCGGCCGGAGCAUCUACACACGGCGAUGGCGGCGUGCAACUACAACGGUCAAAACUGCCUCCAUCUGGCAUCAGUUCAUGGUUUCCUCUCACUGGUGGAGAAAAUGGUGGAUCUAGGAGCGGACAUCAAUGCGAAGGAGCAGCAUAACGGCCGCGGCGCUCUUCAUCUGGCGGUGGACCAGCAGAACCUCUCCCUGGUCAAGCUGCUGCUGCAUAAAGGAGCGGACCCCAAUCUCCUGACGUCCGGGGGCCACACCCCCUACCAUCUCACCUACGGCUUCGACAGCAGCAGCAUCAGGGAGGCGCUGCACUCCGUCACCCGCCCCGAGCUGCGCGAGCUGCCCGACAGCGAGUCGGACGACAGCGAAGAGGAGGAGGAGGAGGAGCAGGCGUCCGACGAGGAGGUGGGUUACGAUGACAUUCAGUGGAACGGUCAUUAGCGCGGAGCCCCGGAAGAAUGACGAUGAAGGACAAAUCGGCCCGGCACGCUCCUGGCCCGCCGGGCGGGCGGAUGAGGCAGCGAGGGUGUGACUCCUGCCGCGACGAGGCAGGCAGGCGAGCGGGCGGCUGCGACGAAGAAACAGACUGACGGCCCGGAGGGCAACGGCUCGAUGACACACGGCGCCAUGUCUGUGUUUGAGGAUCGCUUGUAUUCUGUAGACCCUGCUACUCAUUGUCAUAGAAAAUGCUCCAUUGUAUGAUAUUGUAAAUGCUGUGUAUACAAAAGAUGUAUUUUUUAUGGAAGCUGUGAAUGUGUACAGUUGAGCAGGUUGUAUAUGUUAGACAGCUAACAGUUCCAGCACACUCCAGUUAAAUUAAAACACUCAUAUUUAACGGCGA